CCUACACCCCCAAAGAAGAGCCAACCAGAGCAGCCCCAUGGCGGCUCAACUGGCCCUGGUGAUUGGGGGCAUCAUUGGGGGACUGCUGCUGGUGCUGCUGAUCGGGGUGAGCUGCUGCCUGUGGAGAAGGCUCUGUGUCACGUUCACCUAUGAGGAGUUGCCAGAGUCACCAGCCAUGACCACUACCACUGCUGCCUCCAAUAGCCCUGGGGACAGGUGCUGCCAGCCACAUGGGGAGGGCCAGCUGCACAGGCCACCAAAUGUGCCAUUUGUGGUGCCUCCUUCUCUCCAAGGCCGAGACUGGGUGCCCCUGGACAGCCGAGAUAGGGCUCAGGCCCCACAGGACCCCAGCCCAGCCCCCAAGCUCCCAUCUCACACUUCCACUGACAGCCUUGGAAAGGCAUGUGUGGUGGGAGCCAUCAACCCAGAGCUGUACAAGUUCUCUGAGGACACAAGUGAGACUGACUUCCCAGCUGGCUGCCUGGGCAGGCUGUGGUUCUCGGUGGAGUAUCACCAGGAGGCUGAAAGGCUGCUGGUAGGCCUGAUCAAGGCACGGCAGCUGCAAGCUCCCUCUGAGACCUGCAGUCCCCUGGUGAAGCUCCACCUGCUGCCUGAUGAGCGACGCUUCCUUCAAUCCAAGACCAAACGCAAAACUUCCAACCCGCAGUUCGAUGAACACUUCAUCUUCCAGGUGUCUAGCAAGAGCAUCACCCAGAGAGUGCUGAGGUUCUCAGUGUACCACGUAGACAAACAGAGGAAACACCAGCCCCUAGGCCACGUGCUGUUCCCCCUGAAGACUGAGACCCUGGCAGGUGACUGCCGCAGGAUCAUCUGGAGAGACCUGGAGGCUGAGAGCCUGGAGCCUCCCUCGGAGUUUGGCAACCUCCAGUUCUGCCUUGGCUACAAUGACUACCUGAGCCGCCUGACCGUGGUUGUGCUGCGUGCUAAGGGCCUCCAGCUCCAGGAACACAGGGGUGAUGUCAGUGUAUAUGUCAAACUGUCUCUGAUGAACCACAACAAAUUUGUCAAGUGCAAGAAGACUUCGACUGUCCUGGGCUCCAUCAAUCCUGUGUACAAUGAGACCUUCAGCUUCAAGGCUGAUGCUGCCGAGCUGGACACAGCCAGCCUCAGUCUGACGGUGUUGCAGGACACUGAAGGGGACAAGAGCCACCCACUGGGCCGUGUGGUGCUAGGCCCCUACAUGUACUCCCGAGGCAGGGAGCUGGAACACUGGAAUGAGAUGCUCAACAAGCCCAAGGAACUGGUGAAGCGCUGGCAUGCGCUCUGCAGCCCCUCUGAGCCAUGA
This is a messenger RNA of Dipodomys ordii (Ord's kangaroo rat), 1306 nucleotides long. It is a transcript of the gene Syt15, whose product is annotated as synaptotagmin XV. The record is from RefSeq and is a predicted model, not a curated record. Gene Ontology annotation, biological process: regulation of calcium ion-dependent exocytosis; calcium-ion regulated exocytosis; cellular response to calcium ion. NCBI's taxonomy places the organism in Eukaryota, Metazoa, Chordata, Mammalia, Rodentia, Heteromyidae. The transcript is spliced from 8 exons. Bases 38 to 1306 code for a protein of 422 amino acids. Gene Ontology annotation, molecular function: clathrin binding; phosphatidylserine binding; calcium-dependent phospholipid binding.